This is a messenger RNA of Chaetomium globosum CBS 148.51, 885 nucleotides long. RefSeq lists its product as uncharacterized. The coding region runs from base 1 to 885 and encodes 294 amino acids. NCBI's taxonomy places the organism in Eukaryota, Fungi, Ascomycota, Sordariomycetes, Sordariales, Chaetomiaceae. The record is from RefSeq and is a predicted model, not a curated record. The transcript has 5 exons.
AUGGGCUGGACCGGCGAAGGGCCAUCGCUGUUCGCGUUUUCCGCCGGGAUGCUGCUGUUCGCGACGCUGGCCGUGGCAUUGCGGUUUGUUUGCCGCGGCUACAUCCUCCGCGUAUUAGGACUGAGCGACUUAUGCAUACUCUUUACACUCCUCUUUUCGCUUGCCGACACCUGCAUCCUGGGAAUCUAUGCCUCCACAGGGUUGGAACUCCCCAAAGACUCCUCCGAGCUCACUUCGGACGAGAAACAGUUCGUCUUCAAAAUGCUAUACGCAAGCAAGUUGGUUGUCAACUUCAGCGUUGUGAUGACCAAAAUCCUCGUCCUGCUCCUCUUUUCUCGACAUCUUCUUGACGUCCUGGCCACGGUAAGGCGACGCACGUUCCUUAUCGUCCUGACGUCGGUAUUCGGCAUUUGUGAUGCCAUAACAAACAUCUUCGCCUGUCUCCCGAUGAGCUCCUUUUGGAAUCUGGACCAACCUGACCACCAAUGUAUCAGCAUCGGUGACACGAAGGCGCUCGCGGACGCUGUUAUAAGCUGUGUGCUCGAUGCCGCCAUUUUUUGUCUUCCACUCCCCUUAAUCUGGCCCAUGACUCUGCCGUGGCGCCAGAAAGCUUGGCUCUACUUUGCUUUUGCCCUGGGCUUCUUGGUUUGUGCCGCCUCCGCAGUACGGAUUUACCUUGUCCUGGGCGGCGUCGGGAUACCCAGCGAGGAGAACAGCCUUCCGUAUUGGGUGGCUACCGAGAUCAAUGUGGCCAUUGUCAUCGCCUGCAUCCCGACGCUUCGCCUCCUUGUGGUUAGGAUCUGGCCUCGACUAUUAGAAACAGCAGCAGAGGACGCCAAAACCAGCGGAAAUGGCCGUACUUCUCAGCCGGAACAAGAGUUUUGA